Molecule: messenger RNA, 1203 nt
Organism: Staurois parvus
Lineage: Eukaryota; Metazoa; Chordata; Amphibia; Anura; Ranidae
Source: the annotation of a GenBank genome assembly
UUCCCCACAGAUCGGCUGUAUUUUUCCAUCCUGUGCUGUAAACCAAAGACCUCACCAAGCACACAUUACUUCUCCACCGACGAUGAACUUCUGUAUGAAAACUUCUAUGCGGACUUUGGACCACUUAACUUGGCCAUGCUGUAUAAAUACUGCUGUAAGCUAAACAAGAAAAUGAAGUCCUUUUCUUUGACAAAGAAGAAGAUUGUUCAUUACACCAACAACGAUCAGAAAAAACAAGCCAACGCUGCCUUUUUAAUAGGAAGUUAUGCUAUAAUAUACUUGAAGAAACUCCCUGAGGAAAUGUACAGAAUUUUACAGUUGGGAAAUGUUACUUAUCUUCCAUUUAGGGAUGCCUCGUUUGGUACCUGUAGUUUUCAUCUAACUCUUCUUGACUGUUUCCAUGCUGUGCACAAGGCUUUACAGUAUCAGUUCUUUGAUUUUAGAAAUUUCGAUCUGAACGAAUACCAGCAUUAUGAGAGGGCUGAAAAUGGAGAUUUCAACUGGAUAAUCCCAGAGAAAUUUCUAGCUUUUAGUGGACCCCAUCAAAAGAGCAAAAUGGAAAAUGGUUACCCUCAUCAUGCUCCAGAAGCAUACUUCCCAUAUUUCAGAGCACAUGACAUUUCUACUGUUAUACGUCUAAACAAAAAAAUGUACGAAGCAAAGCGGUUUACAGAUGCCAGCUUUGAGCAUCAUGACCUUUUCUUUGUUGAUGGAAGUACUCCUUGUGACUCUAUAUUGAAGAAGUUUUUAAACCUCUGUGAAAACGCAGAAGGUGCUAUAGCUGUACACUGCAAAGCUGGACUAGGUAGGACAGGUACCCUGAUUGCAUGCUAUAUGAUGAAGCAUUACAGAAUGACCGCAGCAGAAUGCAUUGCUUGGAUUCGGAUAUGUAGACCUGGCUCUGUGAUUGGACCGCAACAGCAGUAUCUUGUGGACAAGCAAGUGAGCCUUUGGAUGGAAGGAGACAUUUACCGCAAAAAACAGAGAGAGCAGGAAAAUGGAAACAAAGUGUCAGUGACAUUUAUACUUUCUGGAGUAGAUGACAUUUCUCUUCGGGAUGAUAUGAGCAAAGCUUCUGGCAAAGAAGACAUUGAAUUGUACAGUGAUGAUGAAGAAGCCAAUGGUGUUACCCAGGGCGAUAAGCUCCGUGCCUUGAAGUGCAAGCGACAAACAAGAACGUCAACGUCGGCUCCAUUGUCGUAA